CCCGCACCUGUGGGUGGACGCGCAGAGCACGUGCGAGAGGGAGUGCAGCUCUGACCAGGAUAGGAUAGGGUCCUCCACUGAGAGGGUCCUUCCACCAAGAGGGUUCUUCACUGAUUAAGUUCUUUACUGAUUGAGUUUUUCCACCAACUGCUGGGUUUCAGUCACGUGACUUUUCUCAGCAGUUUUACCGGAAGUGAAAUAGCUGGUGGUCUAAACGGCCGCUGUAGUGCAAACAACUUGCGAUAACUUAUCAGCGUACGCUCAUAAUCUAGAAGCCACUGCUGGCUUUAGAUCUAUUCAGAAGAUCGCUAUGUGCAAUGGAAUCGACCCCUACAGUCUGGGAAAGAAGGAUUUGUCAUACGAUCUCAAAAACUACCCUUCAGUCGAGUUCCCCGACAUCUCCAACUAUCUGGUGUUGCAGACGUCCUUCUACACCGCGAAACAGAUGAAAGCGUGGAAGAGUAUGGAGGCUUACAACUGUUCUGUAUGUGGCUGGGUAAAGGACCUCGGGAUCAAGUCGCUGCCCAGUGAAUCCUGGAUUGUUUUUGCCCGUAUAAGGAUGUGUGUGGGUUUUUUUUAAGCUUUUCGUUCACAUCUUUACAACGAUGCGCUGCAAGUUGAAGUGUAAACAAACAACAGUUGGCUUGAUUCUCACUGGUGUUGGCUCUUAUCUCUCAGCUAAAUCAUUCACAAAGAUCAUCAGAAACCCCUUUAAAGACCUGGAUCUUAGUUAAACAAGAUGGAGAAGUGAUCACGGCGCAUUGUAACUGUACGGCUGGGGAAGAAUUUUGUCAUGACCUUCAUGCAUAUGGACUUUGACUGUGCUGUCUUUGAAAAAUGUUGCACAAAUGUGUGUGGUCUGCUCAGCUGCGUGGCAGGUCGUUUCUCAGAUGAUUCGUCCCCAUCCCUUGCUGCUCCUGAUGGCCAACCAGGUACAAAUGUGUCCUUUGUGGGUGGGGCCAGCUGCGAUGGCUUCCUGUGCAGUCAGCAGGGAGCGGAGUGUGUGAUGUGGGCAGGUCAGCCGGUGUGUAAGUGUCAGGAUCGCUGUGAGAGUGAGCCCAGCUUCACCUGUGCCUCUGAUGGCCUGACGUACUUCAACCGGUGUUACAUGGAUGCUGAAGCGUGUGUUCAGGGUGUGACACUCACUGUGGUCACAUGCCGAUAUCACCUGUACGCAAGCCCCACCCCAUCAGAUACCACAGUCCCACCCACACCCACUUCCUCUGCCCCUUUCCCUCCUACUCUCUACUCCAACCCCCAGCACCGGAUUGUUUACCUGGGUGGAACCAUCAGCUUCCACUGCGAUGUGAUUGGACAUCCGAAGCCUGACAUCACCUGGGAAAAGCAAUCAGAGCGUCAGAUCAUGCGGCCAGAUCAGAUGUAUGGUAAUGUCGUAAUCACAAACAUUGGGCAGCUCGUUGUGUACAACGCACAGGUGUUUGACACGGGAAUUUACACCUGUGUUGCUCGCAACUCUGUUGGUGUUCUACGUGCUGAUUACCCUCUGUCAGUCGUUCGGCGUGAUGAACGUGACAUCUUUGAGGACUCUGAAGUGGGACUGGACCUUCCCGAGCGGCCGUUUUCUCUGUCUGACUGCUUACAGAGUGUAGAACGAGGAGAGUGUGGUGAGAGCCAUGUGGACUGGCAUUACGAUGCGGUGCUUGGCUCCUGCAAGCCCUUUACACACGGAGGGUGUCUGCGUGGGAGGAAUAGAUUUGAGACGUAUGAGGAGUGUCGGACAUCCUGUGAGCGUGAGGAGUUGGUCGUGUGCAACCUUCCAGCUGUACAAGGCCCCUGCAGGAACUGGGAGCCCCGUUGGGCUUACAACGUCGUCACCAAGUUAUGCCAGGCUUUUGUCUAUGGAGGUUGUCGUGGGAACAGCAACAACUUCCGCUCGAGGGCAGAGUGCGAGGCGAGCUGCCCACAUCAGCGGUCACAAGCAUGCAGGAGCUGCAGGCCAAAGGGCAGGCUGGUGCCGAGUCUGUGCCGCAGUGACUUUGUCAUCGUAGGUCGUCUCACAGAGCUGAUUGAGGACCUGAACUCGGGAAUUGCUCGCUUUAGCCUGGAGCAGGUACUGUGGGAUGAGAAGAUGGGCCUGAAGCAGUUCAAGGCACGAUAUCUGGAGGUCACGCUGGUCCGCAUGGACUGGAGCUGCCCGUGUCCCAACAUCACCAUGCAGGAAGAGAGCCCCCUGCUGGUGAUGGGGGAAGUACAGGAAGGCAUGGCCAUGGUGCUGCCUGACAGUUAUGUGAGACCCAUGUCUGACCGCAGGGUGAAGAAAAUCCAGGAUGUUUUGGCCAAGAAGACUUGUGAGAUGCUGCAGAGGUUUCAGGACUGAGUUUGUGUAUUCUUAACUUUGUACACCCUUCACUGGACCUUUACAGGUGCUGAUAUUACAUCUCUAAAACAUCACAGUAAUACUUAUGGAGUAAUGAUGAUGUAAUUUAAACAUUAUUCCAACUGAUCUGCCUCUCCUGUUGUUCAGGUGUUCAUGUUCAUCAUUUAUGAGCAGAAUUAUUGCCUUUCUUUUUGUGUGGACAAUAUGGAGGAAAACAUGGAGGACGUCUAGCGUAAAAAAGUGGACAGAUUUUUAUCUUGACAUAAACAUGUAGGCAGCUAACUACAAGUGAUUUGAACCUCUCUCUCUGUGCAUGUGUGUGUGCUAAGUCCAGAGGUAAUUCUGAAUUAGAAUGUACAUCGUGUUUCUCUGAGUUUCUCAGUGUGUUUAAGCUACUGAAAUUCUUCAUGACAAUAAAAACAGUAACUACAGCAGGUGACUGGGGAGCCACACACUCAAUAACGGUGAUGUACAGGAGUAACGUACUGCGAAUAUUACAGAUAUGUUUUGUGUUUUCAAUCUUUACUUUGAAAUGCAGUGUAUAGCCCUGUGUUUCCACAAGUGCGUGUGAACGGUUGUGAUCAGGAAACAAGCUACAAGCAACACUCCACUGUGCUCAUGUGAAUGUAGAGUUUUAUAGUCUGUAUGGAAUGUGAUAUAAAGUAAACUUUUCCAGUC
Molecule: messenger RNA, 3016 nt
Organism: Neoarius graeffei (lesser salmon catfish)
Lineage: Eukaryota; Metazoa; Chordata; Actinopteri; Siluriformes; Ariidae
Gene: wfikkn1
Product: WAP, follistatin/kazal, immunoglobulin, kunitz and netrin domain containing 1
Exons: 3
Coding region: 794-2338 (514 amino acids)
Molecular function (GO): protein binding; serine-type endopeptidase inhibitor activity
Source: RefSeq, a predicted model, not a curated record